This is a messenger RNA of Thermothielavioides terrestris NRRL 8126, 1338 nucleotides long. RefSeq lists its product as uncharacterized. Lineage: Eukaryota; Fungi; Ascomycota; Sordariomycetes; Sordariales; Chaetomiaceae. The record is from RefSeq and is a predicted model, not a curated record. Gene Ontology annotation, cellular component: cytoplasm; eukaryotic translation initiation factor 3 complex. Gene Ontology annotation, molecular function: translation initiation factor activity; RNA binding. Bases 29 to 928 code for a protein of 299 amino acids. The transcript is spliced from 3 exons.
CAAGCACAACAGCCCACAUACCGCAAAGAUGGCGACGCAAAAAAAGCACGACUGGGCGGACGACGAGGAGCUCGACGAGACGACGACGACGACGGAUCUGCCGCCGCCGCAAAAGAUCCAGAAUAAGGAUGGCACGACAACCAUCAUUGAGUACAGCUACAACGACAACGGCCAGAAGGUCAAGACGACCCGCCGCGUGCGCUAUGUCGUCCGCCGCGAGGUCGUCAACCCGCGCGUAGCGGAGCGCAAGGGGUGGGCCAAGUUCGGCGCCAGCGCCAACGACCCGGCCGGCCCGGCGCCCGACACGACCAGCGUGGGCGAGAACAUCAUCUUCACGCCGUCGAUCAACUGGCGCAAGGACUCCAAGGACGAGAGCAAGGACCCCAACGCGCAGUCCAUGAGGGACAAGCUCAAGGACAAGAAGGUCAAGUGCCGCAUCUGCAACGGCGAGCACUUCACCGCCCGCUGCCCGUACAAGGACACCAUGGCGCCCAUCGGCGAGGCCGGCACCGCCGACAUGGCCGCCGGCUUGGGCGACGAGGCGCCCGCCGGGGCCGCCAGCUUGGCCGGCGCCGCCGGCCCGGGCAAGAAGGGCUCGUACGUGCCGCCGGCGCUGCGCGGCGGCCCGGGCGGGCGCGACGGCGAGCGCAUGGGCGGCAAGUACGGCGAGCGGGACGACUUCGCCACGCUCAGGGUCACAAACGUCUCCGAGAUGGCCGAAGAGCAAGAGCUGCGCGACAUGUUCGAGCGGUUCGGCCGCGUCACGCGCGUCUUCCUCGCCAAGGACCGCGACACCGGCCUGGCCAAGGGCUUUGCAUUUAUCAGCUUUGCGGACCGUAACGAUGCCAUCAAGGCGUGCAACAAGAUGGACGGCUUCGGUUUCAGGCACUUGAUCCUGAGGGUGGAGUUUGCGAAGAAGGCUCAGUAAGGAGGUGCAAGGUGAAGGGAAGAGAAAGAGAGGGCCUGGCGGGCUUGAGAACUAGACUGCGGAUCCAAAAACGAGUGCCGUUGGGGGGUUGGGCUGGGUCACGGUCAGGCUGUUUCUGGAGCGCAUAGAUCAGGAAUGUCUGGGAGACCGGUUGGUCUGUACUUGGUCAGGAAUGAACAUGGAGGGCCGGAAGGCUGGUCUCGUUUCUCUCUCAGCAGUGGAGCGCAGGGCGGUAGAUAUCGAACAUCGCUGUGCCUCCGAUUCUUUUUUGGUCCCCCUCUGCUCUAAUAUUCAGGCUGCUACAUCAUGGGGACGCUGCACAUGUUCGGGUCUGAUGUAUACCAAGGGGUCUCAAUCACGGUGAGCAGUCCUUCAUUCCUAUUAACGACUUCUGCUUGUUCUUCCCCUCA